Messenger RNA from Colletotrichum orchidophilum, 2124 nucleotides. Its product is annotated as urea active transporter. Gene Ontology annotation, cellular component: plasma membrane. Gene Ontology annotation, biological process: urea transmembrane transport. Lineage: Eukaryota; Fungi; Ascomycota; Sordariomycetes; Glomerellales; Glomerellaceae. Gene Ontology annotation, molecular function: urea transmembrane transporter activity. The transcript is spliced from 4 exons. The coding region runs from base 1 to 2124 and encodes 707 amino acids. The record is from RefSeq and is a predicted model, not a curated record.
AUGUCGGCUCAUUUGGGCGUAUCAGGGGAAUACCUGAUCCCUCAGUCAACGAGCUAUGGCAUGCUCAUCGGCUUGGGGAUCGGUUUCUGCGGCGUCAUUCUGGCAGCCGUUAAGAUUCAAAAAGCAUACCUUUCCGAAGACUCAGGCACGUCGGAAAUGUUCAUGGUGGCCAAUCGGUCGGUUGGGACUGGUUUGACAGCCUCGGCCGUCUUCUCGUCUUGGAUGUGGAUCAAUGAGACCGUCUUCUCGGCGGCAUACUGCUACAAAUUCGGGCUUGCGCUGCCUUUUUGGUGGGCGACUGGCCUCUGCUUCCAGAUUGCCUUGAUGGCAGCUCUCGGCGUCUUGGCGAAGAUCCGGGUUCCAUUUGCCCAUACUUCGCUUGAAAUCAUUCGAUUACGCUACGGGUGGAUCGGUCAUAUUGUUUUUAUUGUACUAAAUAUCACCAACAAUGUUUUUGGUUGUGCCGGUAUGAUUCUCACGGGAUCGCAACUCAUCUACGGCAUCUCAGGAAUGCAUUUCGUCGCUGCUACGAUUCUCAUCCCGCUUGGAGUGGUUCUUUAUACCGCUGUUGGUGGGCUGAAGGCGACGUUCAUUACCGACUAUCUGCACACCCUCAUUGCACUUAUUCUCAUCAUCUACUUCACACUAACAGUCCUCACGCACGAUGCUGUUGGUGGGCUUGGCGGCCUUUACGAUAAGUUGGUGGCGACAGCUUCGGAGAACCUGAUUGACGGAAACUACAAGGGCUCUUUGCUCACGAUGAAGUCGCGAGACGCGAUUAUUUGGGGGUUGAUUCUUAAGUUUGGCAACUUGGCUCUUGUCGUCAUGGACACUGCCUUCUGGCAAAAGUCAUUCGCAACGGAAGUCAAUGCGACCGUUCCAGGAUACAAUCUCGCCGCCGUGGCCAUCUUUGGCAUCCCUUGGGGCCUCGGUACUGUCAUCGGUCUCACCGCAAGAGCACUGCACAACACCGCCAUCUGGCCGGGCUACCCGCACGAGUUCACACUGGCACAAGUGAAUGCCGGACUGGUCAUGCCGUAUACCCUCAAGGCUCUGAUCGGCGAUAAGGGCAUCGACGCUUUCCUCGUCCUGGUCUUCAUGGCGUUGACGAGUACGGUGUCUUCAUCCAUGAUCGCUGUCAGCAGUAUCUUAUCCUUUGACGUUUACAAAACAUACCUAAACCCCAAGGCGUCAGACAAGAAGUUGGUCCACGUCAGUCAUCUGACUGUUGUUUUCCACGCCGUCUUCAUCACUGCCGUCUCGCUCGCCUUAAACUACGGAGGUGCCGACAUGACCUGGAUUGGCUACUUCCGCCCCAUCCUUUCGUGCCCGGGGAUUAUUCCGUUGGGUCUGACUCUGUGCUGGUCAGGCCAAACCCGCCUAGCCGCAAUUGCUUCUCCGAUUCUUGGUUUCUUCACGGGACUAGGCAUCUGGCUUGGAACGGCUCAUGCCAUUUACGGCGAGAUCAGCCUGAAGACAACCGAAGGUAGCUUGCCGGCCCUGUACGGAGCCAUCGGAUCCUUCUUCUCGCCUGCUCUCUAUUCGGUUCUUAUUUCUCAAUACAAACCCGAAAAGUUUGAUUGGAGGAGAUUCCUCAUCGCUGAAAUCGCAGAAGAAAAACAGCUGAGGCAGAUCUCCGAGAAGGAGGAGGCGAGUAACGAUGGCAACAUUUCUUCGGAAGGAGAACCGCCGGCCUCGUCCCUAUUCAAUCCAGAGAAAAGACUGGAUCCAGAACAAAAUAAUGCCACCGCCGGAUACGAAAAGUCGCCGUCAGCGAUUUCUUCCAAAGAUGCAGCGUUGACUGGUGAGGUCAACCUGGAUGAUGUUCGCCAUCCAUUCGACGAGGAUACCAUUAAGCUACUUUACAGAUGGUACCGCAUUGCCUGGAUCAUGUUUGUUAGCAUCGUUCUUGUCACCUUCAUUCUGUGGCCAAUGCCGCUGUACCGUAAUUACAUCUUCGAGAAGACGUUCUUCAAGAGCUGGACAACAGUAGCGAUCAUUUGGCAAUUCUUUGCUUUCUUUGCCGUCGUUGUAUAUCCUCUGUAUGAUGGACGCUACGAGAUUGCUAGAGGUGCGAAGGGCGUUUGGAAUUCUAGUAGGAAUUUCUUUGGGUCCAAACAUUGA